Messenger RNA from Lactuca virosa, 1637 nucleotides. NCBI's taxonomy places the organism in Eukaryota, Viridiplantae, Streptophyta, Magnoliopsida, Asterales, Asteraceae. The record is from the annotation of a GenBank genome assembly.
CAGAAUUCUAGAAGCUAGUUGCAUAUAAGUUCAAUUUCAUUAGGCCAAUGAUAAUAUUUUCUGGACGCACGUUCUCAUGAAUAACGACUAAGAUAUGUUCAUUUCAUCAUCUAUAAAAUCAUAAACAAACCUCCAGGGAUCCGAAAAAGCAGAAUGGAGAAAACGAAGAAAUAUUGUUAUGGAUUUUGUUUAUUGAGCUCGAUAGUGAUCAAUAUAUUAUUCAGCAUAAACCUGUACGUAGGUGGAGGUGGAGGAGCUUUACAGUGGGGAGAGAAGAAGCAUGAGACUGUUUAUCGUCCGUCAUUGACUUGGAGUGAAAAAGCAGCUGCGGAGGCGGAAGCCGUUGCAGCAAUCUCAUGUUCCGGGCAUGGCAGAGCUUACCUUGAUAGUUUGAUUUCUUAUGGUCAAACUGUUUGUGAGUGCUACGAUUGUUAUGGUGGUACUGAUUGCUCUGAAUUCUCUCCCGAUUGUUCUGCCGAUGCUGGUGGUGGGGAUCCAAUAUUUUUGGAACCAUUUUGGAUGCAAAAUGCAGAGAAGAGUGCGAUUGUUGUAUCAGGAUGGCAUCGAAUGAGUUACAGAUACGCUGACUACACUAUGAUUGCAGCUGUUUAUGCUCUUUCUUCUGAAAACUCGUCUUCACCUUCCAAUGUUGUGGCUACAAUCCCAUACUAUCCGAUGUAUGAGACUCAAACAUCUUUUUUUAAUUCGGAGGAUUUUCAAUUUGAAGGAGAUACAAACUCAUGGAAAUUGAAUAAUGCAACAAAAAACAACAUGGAUGUGAUUGAAUUUGUAACCUCACCAAACAAUCCAGAUGGGGAGUUAAAGACAUCGGUUCUUGGAGGGAAGACUAUAUACGAUCAUGCAUAUUUGUGGCCACAUUUUACACCGAUUCCAGGCCCUUCUGAUCAUGAUCUCAUGAUCUUUACUCUUUCAAAGCUCACAGGCCAUGCUGCUGUGCGUUUUGGAUGGGCGGUGAUAAAAGAUAAGGAUGUAUAUGAGAAAGUUUCAAAAUAUAUGGAAGUUGCUGAUUUAGGGAUUUCAAAGGACACCCAAUUAAGAGUUUUGAAGCUUCUAAAAGUAGUCGUUGAAGACGAUGGUAAACAACUUUUCAAAUUUGCUUAUGCUAAAAUGAGAGAACGUUGGGAUAGGUUGACUUCCGUCUUCUCAAAGUCAACAAGAUUUUCAAUCCAAGAGAGACACCCUCUCCAUUGCAAUUUCUUUAACAAAACUAGGCUACCAUCUCCUGCUUACGCAUGGGUAAAAUGUGAGCGAGAAGAAGAGGACGAUUGUGGUGCGGUAUUAGAAGCUGGAAAAAUUGCAAGCCGUGGUGGAAGUACUUACAAGGCCAAAGAUCGUUAUGCCAGAUUAAGUCUUAUCAAGAGUCAAGAUGACUUUGAUUUGCUUCUGCUACGACUCACUGAGUUAAUGUCUCUUGAAAAUGGUAAAAUCGAGUCAAUUUGAAGGAUUAUAGGAAUUAAAAUUUAAAGAAAUUGAUAUAAAGGGGUUAUGCCUAUUGACCUUGUGUAAAGUAACCCUCAAUGUUUGGGCAAUUUUUUUAUAAUUGGAACAUAAUUGAUUGGUUGAUUAUAAUAUGUAAAAUUCAACAUGUAUACAACAUGAAUUGUAUAUAUGUACAC